Molecule: messenger RNA, 3489 nt
Organism: Thyridium curvatum
Lineage: Eukaryota; Fungi; Ascomycota; Sordariomycetes; Thyridiales; Thyridiaceae
Exons: 6
Coding region: 1-3489 (1162 amino acids)
Biological process (GO): intra-Golgi vesicle-mediated transport
Cellular component (GO): cytoplasm; endosome; trans-Golgi network
Molecular function (GO): GTPase activator activity; protein binding
Source: RefSeq, a predicted model, not a curated record
AUGGGCAACAUCGCCAGCAGGCCCGACGAGGCCGCUCCCCUCUUCUUGCGCGACCAGAGUCGGUUAUCGAUAUCGUCCCUGGUCAUCUCGAACCCACGCCGCUCCUCCUCCAUCCACAUUGUUCCCAAUGCAUAUCCUGCUACCAGAGUAUCAGCAUCUCGCACAGGCGGCGACAGCAGUCCCAUAGAGUUCAUACAGGAUCCGGAGCCGCCAAACAACCCCCUCUCGGCGCCCGGGCUUAUUCUGAAACUGACCAACGACGACGAGAUUCUCUUCACCUUUACCUUUAUCAUCCGACAGGCGCAGCCUGCUUCGCCCGCUCUGCAGGCUUCCUCUACCGCCAACCCCGAUGCCAACGGCUCUGCGAUCGACACCCUGAUCACCGGCCUGACCCAUGUAUAUGCCUCCACUCCACGCGAAGUCGAGAACUUGGUGACGCGCGAAUUCCAUGCAGACCCCAACCUACACAAGAACCCCAACGUCGAACUCGUUGGCGACUUUUCGACAGGCGGGAGCCCUUCGGUUUCCUUCGAGUGGACGUGGAAGUGGAAGCCGCCAAAGGGUACCGAGGAUAGAGGUGGUGGAUGGCGAAACUCUUGCAGCUUUGUCGAGUACGACCAGAGAGCACAUCGGCUGCACACGCUAGCGAGCUUUUCCUUCUGGGUGACAAGUAUGUGCUCUGUCAUGGGAGGCACACCUUCGGGCUUCGAUACGAACCCGUACCUUAGCCAACCCAACUCGCCGCAACCACCCUUCCUCCUUAGCGCCGCUCCCAAGAUUCGAGUCGCCUCCAGCCAGUCGGUCGAGUCCCGCAUCAGCGGUGCCGAUGCCAUACCAGAGGAGCCCCCGUCACCACGAGCCCUCGCUCCUCAAGAUCCCCCCAACAAUGGCAGUCUCGCGCCCCAAGCACCGCUCCCAGCCGCCACCGAGGCAGUCAAGGUCGAUGUUACGUGCCCUCGCCCUGGCGAGGAUGUUGUGGUCGCCGACGAUGGUCCCGUGUUUCGCGCGACGAUCAAGGCGCUCGAGCAAAAGACGGGCAGCAUGAGGACCCAGAUGAAGAAGGUCAUCAAGAAGGCUGAGGCGGCACACACUGCCCAACUCGAGGCCAACGAUGCCAUGGCCGCCUUUAUGGAUGCCCUUAAGGAGGUUUCGUCCACAAAUGCCAACGCGGUACAGCCAGUCAUCGACCACUACUUUGACAAGAUCGCCCGCGAGAUCUUGGCCUACGAGAGGCAGAACGCACAGAACCUGCAAAAGGUCAUCGUCGAGCCCAUGAACAAGCUCUACACGCUCGAUAUCAAGCAGGCCGAGGCCAAGAAGCGCGACUUCGAGGAGGAGAGCAAGGACUACUAUGCCUACGUCGGCAGGUAUCUAGGCCAGAGACAGGACUCGGUCAAAACUAAGAAGCUUGCCGACAGCGACACCAAAUACGCUUCCAAGCGAAGAAAUUUCGAGCUCAAACGCUUCGACUACUCUUCCUUUAUGCAGGAUCUCUCCGGUGGACGCAAAGAGCAGGAGGUGCUGUCGCAUCUCACAAGAUACGCCGACGCCCAGGCCAAGUCGUUCUUGUCUACCUCUCGCAAGGUCGAGGGCUUACUGCCACAACUCGAGGCCCUUUCCAGCGAGGUGCAGGUCGCCGACAAGGAGUAUCAGUACCAGCGGCGCGAGAGAGAGGAGAAGCGACGACUGCUCGAGAAGAGCAACAACUCUGCGGAGCCCGAGCCUCCAUUCACCGCGGUCGGUCAGGGCAUCCCCAUACCGGCUGCCAACGGCGCCCCUGCCAACUCUGACCCCGAUCUGAACCGUGCCGACAGCACGGGCUCUCAGCUGCGCGCGGUUUCGACGGGCAAUUCGCUGGGCACGGUAGCUGCAGACGGCUUGUCGAGAUCGCCCGGAAGCCUGGGACAUAGUUCUGUUGGCAGUCCUCCUCAGCCGUCCAAGUUCAAGGGUAUUCGCGACCUGGAAGAGAAGGACCCGAGCAUAGCGUCAAACCCAGAGAAGCACGGCGCCCAGCGAAAGGAGGGUCUAUUGUGGGCGCUCAACCGACCGGGCGGCCAUGUCGACCCCCGUGCGGCCCUGAACAAGCAGGGUUGGCAUAAGUUCUGGAUCGUGCUUGACCAGGGCAAGUUGUCCGAAUAUAGUAAUUGGAAGCAGAAGCUCGAUUUGCACAUGGACCCGAUCGAUCUUCGGCUAGCGUCAGUCAGGGAGGCCAGGAAUGCCGAGCGUCGGUUCUGCUUCGAGGUCAUCACUCCUCACUUCAAGCGUGUGUACCAGGCAACGUCAGAAGAAGACAUGAACAACUGGAUCACGGCCAUCAACAACGCCUUGCAGAGCGCCGUAGAGGGCCGAGGCAUGCGGGACUUGCCUGCCCCUGCGCCCGCAGAGUCUUCGUCCUCGCUUAGGCGAGACAUCGGUUCCAUCCUCACGGGCAAGAGUCCGUCCAUUGGAAGUGGUCACGCGCACGCACCAAGCACGUCGUCCGGCAUUCCCUCGCGGCGGAUCACUGUGGGCGCGAGGCCAGGCUCACACCGCGCCGCGAGCAGUACCUUUGAGGAGAACCCGGAUAAGCUCCUCCAGCAGCUUCGCGAGAAUGACCAGGGCAACUGCUGGUGCGCCGACUGCGGCUCUGGUACCAAGGUAGAAUGGGUCUCGAUCAACCUUGCCAUCAUCCUCUGCAUCGAGUGCAGCGGCAUUCACCGGUCGCUCGGCACACACAUCAGCAAGGUCCGGUCUCUGACUCUCGACAUUACGUCCUUCACUCCGGACAUCAUCGAGCUGCUCAUGCAGGUCGGCAACCGCGUCUCCAACAUGAUCUGGGAGGCUCGGCUGGACCCCGCCGCCAAGCCUACGGCACAGGCCACCCGCGAGCAGAGACUGCGAUUCAUCACUGCCAAAUACGUGGACCGCGCCUUUGUCGAGCCGAUCUCGGCCACGCUUUCUCGCUACGGUACCCCGGACGAGACCCUUGUAGCGGCGAUCAAGAAGAACGAGAUCCAGCAGAUCAUCUACGCUCUGGCUCUCCGAGCAAGCCCGAACGCCACGGAUAAGUCUAGGGGCACGCACUGCGUCUUUCUGGCUCUCGCCGCGGCCGACCCGGCCCAACCGUCACCCACCUCUACACCUUCUCGAACACCUGAUGCCGAGAAGCCAGUCGCGUUUCCGGCUGCCGAGCUGCUCGUGCAGAAUGGCGCCGAGAUACCAGCUUCGCUCCCUGCCUUCCCUCUGAGCCGCAGCGCGCAGGCGUAUAUUGAGAUGAAGCGUGGUCGCAACGUCCUGAUGGCCAGCGCCUCCAAUGCCGGCAGCGGCACCGGCUCUUCGUCGUACGGCCCAGGCGCCAGCCACUACGGCCAAGACGGUAGUGCCGUGGGGUCUCUGCCCUCGAACUACUCGUCCGACGCCAAUAGGUUGGCGCGGGAGAGGGAGGCGAGGCUGCAGAAGCGGGUCAGCGCCGGCGGCAGGCUGGCCAAGAGCCCCAUCCCAGAGAGGUAG